AAGUAGCAGCAGCAGUUCCCGUCAGAGGCAGAUGGAUCACUUUCAUUUCGCAGGAUGAUUUCUAACCCCCCCGAGGAUUCCCCGAGCAGCCGCAGCCCGCCUCGGAGCGGCGAUCGGAAGCGAGUCCUGGGCGUGGAGGGGAGGUUGAAGGCGUGAGAGCAUGGAAGGGGAUGCGGGGACUCCCGCCUAGUCCCAGAGCCAGCGAGAGGCAGGGCGGGCUCCGAGCCCGGGACGCUGCUGGGAAGUGCGAUCACCCCGCUAGUUGGGCUGGUUUCUUUGUCUGGAAUUCGCCCCCUUCCCCCUUGGGAUGCUGGCCGUUCGCCCUGCGGAGACUGUGGCUGGGGAUGUGGAAGAAGCUGUGGAAUAAUAUGGGUGGCAACCACUCCCACAAAACUCCCGUGUUUGAUGAGAAUGAAGAUGUUAAUUUUGACCACUUUCAAAUACUGCGAGCUAUUGGGAAAGGGAGUUUUGGAAAGGUGUGCAUUGUGCAGAAGAGAGACACCAAGAAAAUGUAUGCCAUGAAAUACAUGAAUAAACAAAAGUGUAUUGAGAGAGAUGAAGUCCGGAAUGUCUUUCGGGAGCUACAGAUCAUGCAGGGCCUUGAGCAUCCCUUCCUAGUCAAUCUGUGGUAUUCUUUUCAAGAUGAAGAAGACAUGUUCAUGGUGGUAGAUCUGCUACUUGGAGGGGAUCUGCAUUACCACCUACAACAGAAUGUGCAUUUUAACGAAGGAACUGUUAAAUUAUAUAUUUGUGAAUUGGCACUUUCACUGGACUAUUUGCAAAGAUAUCAUAUAAUUCACAGAGAUAUCAAACCUGACAACAUACUGCUGGAUGAGCACGGGCAUGUUCACAUCACUGACUUUAACAUAGCGACUAUGGUCAAAGGAUCAGAAAAGGCUUCCUCUAUGGCUGGCACUAAGCCCUAUAUGGCUCCAGAAGUGUUCCAGGCCUUUAUGGAUGGAGGUCCAGGAUAUACAUACCCAGUAGACUGGUGGUCACUAGGAAUUACAGCAUAUGAAUUGCUGCGGGGUUGGAGGCCAUACGAAAUUCAUUCAGCCACUCCAAUUGAUGAGAUCCUCAACAUGUUCAAGAUAGAAAGAGUUCAUUACUCGUCCACAUGGUGCAAGGGCAUGAUAGCAUUGCUGAAAAAGCUCCUCACUAAGGACCCUGAGUGCCGCCUUUCAAGCCUUGCAGACAUUCAGAGCUCUCCGUACUUAGCUGAUAUCAACUGGGAUGCUGUCCUGGAGAAAGCUGUGACACCAGGCUUUGUUCCGAAUAAAGGAAGACUGAAUUGUGACCCUACAUUUGAACUAGAAGAAAUGAUUUUAGAGUCCAAACCCCUUCAUAAAAAGAAAAAACGACUUGCAAAAAACAAAUCCAAAGAUGGAGCAAAAGAAAGCUGUUCACUGAAUGUACACCUGCAGCAGUGCUUGGAAAGUGUGAGGAAAGAAUUCAUCAUAUUCAACAGAGAAAAACUGAGAAGACAGCAGGAACAGAGUGGUCAGACGUCUAGUUUGGACAGGAGAGCAUCCCUUCAAACACAUGGAAAACUUCAGGAUGGACGCAACAACAACCUACUGGGACAUGGGUGCACAAAAGGCUGCAGCAGCUAGUUGGACAUGCAUCUUGUUGCACAGUUUAACACCGAAAGGGUCCGUGAAAGCUCAUCUCUGUGCACAGCUUGAUAUUUCACCUCCCCCCUCCCCCCCCCUCAGAAAACUGACUCCUACAAAAAAGUGCAAUUCCAUUGCUGAGUACAAAAAUACAAAGCACACAGAUUGGGAGCUCAAUUUACACAGAUGACACUGUCUCUCUUUAGACUGUGCUACCAGAAAAAUGACCAUCAGCAGCAAAAUGUAAGGGGUUUCUAUGUUGACCCUCUUUUUGUAACAUCUUCAAAAUCCUGGAACAAAACUUGAAAGAAUUCAUUUGGACAUGGUCUCCAAGGUUGGCAAGUUUCUGGUUACUUGCAAGAUACAGUGCUGUCUUGGCCAGCUUUGUCCUUAAAAUCUUACAUUAUCAAAUGUUAAAGGAAAUACUCUGUUAAUUAAAACAAUCUACUUAAAUUGGAAUAUGGAAUUUUGGGAGACUGAUAAACACAGGCCAAACAUUUGCCAUUAAGGUCAUAAUGUAUGUAUACAAUGUAAAUAUAUUAAUGUAGUGUGAAAUAGACCAAAUAUCUAAUACUUUCAUUUAACUAUCUGAAAUGAGUUGAAAGAGUCGUAGCAUGAAUGUUCUUUAACUUUAUUCAUUCUGCUUGAUAGUAGAAGACCUGAUCCUGGUCUCAUUAAAGUCAAUGAGAGGUUUGUUGUUGAUUUUAGUGGCAGCAGAAUCAGACACAUGGAUAGUGUAUUAUUAUGAAAGUGAAAGAUCAUAGGCUGCGCAAUUGAGAACUCAAAAUCUGAAAACUAAAAUUGUUAGAAAUUUGCUCAUGUCCCUAACAUUUAGAGAGAAAGAUGUUGUUAUAAACUGUGAAAAAGUAAUGUGUCUGUUUCCAGUGAUCUGUUCUGGUUAAGAAUUGUCUUGGAUAGAGAAAAAUACAUCCACUUACUUAGGAGUAACACUCAUAUAAAACGCUUUUUUUAAAAAAAAAUUAUGGACACCUUCAUAUAUUUAUAGUAUUUUCAUAAUUUGGUACAUCCACAUUUUGUUAAUAAAUGCAUAAUUGUUCUGCUGUGUUGUUUUAUUAUUUUUUAAGAUCAACAUCUGUAAGCAAAUCUUUAUUUUCAACUUUUUAAAAAAAUAAAUUAGACUUUUUGGAAGUGAUAAUAAGCAUAUUUUAUUUAACGUAUUCUAUUUUUAUUGUAUUGAUUAUAGUGUAAUUUUUUUACACAAAUCCUAUUUUUUUUUAAUAAUUGAGUCUAUUUUUAGAUUUGGUCGCACAUUAUAUAUAAUUUUUGGCAUAAAACAUUCAUAAUUUAGAUCCUUGCAGCUUACAAGUCUAGUGUCGUGAAAUAGAAUGAUUUUAGAUCUGUCAUCUGAAAAUGAUGUUGUUAAUUACUUAGCUGUGGCAUAGCCUGGAAUAAACACAGGAUCAAGACAAGGAGCAGAGUUUUUCUGGGCCCGUAGAUGGCAACUUUCAUUGUCCAAAAUAAACCUUUUUGCUUAUACUUUUUUAGAAUGACCUUGUUCUUGCUUAAAGUUUGUUUCCCUUGGAAAAAAGCACAGCUAGUACCAUUUCAUGUAGUUUCUAGCGACUUCCAUAUUCCUACUGUAAUUUAAAUGAACAUACAGGAAAUGGUCCUGAAAGUACCUGUAUGAGUAACUUUACUACUUUGAGUAGUGAGAGACCACUCACAAAGUAAAUGUUUGCAGGCUCAACCCUAUCUAUGAUAAAUAUAGGUAGUAUAUGAAAUACUUGUGAAGUUGAAAAAAGCAUGACCAAUCCAGAACAAUGGCUAUACACAUUGUAAUUAUGAUUGUUUUGGGUGAAAUUACAUUUCUA
Molecule: messenger RNA, 3445 nt
Organism: Mauremys mutica (yellowpond turtle)
Lineage: Eukaryota; Metazoa; Chordata; Testudines; Geoemydidae
Gene: STK32B
Product: serine/threonine kinase 32B
Exons: 12
Coding region: 171-1613 (480 amino acids)
Biological process (GO): protein phosphorylation; regulation of signal transduction; G protein-coupled receptor signaling pathway
Molecular function (GO): ATP binding; G protein-coupled receptor kinase activity; G protein-coupled receptor binding
Source: RefSeq, a predicted model, not a curated record